Messenger RNA from Mercenaria mercenaria, 10582 nucleotides. RefSeq names its product patatin-like phospholipase domain-containing protein 7. NCBI's taxonomy places the organism in Eukaryota, Metazoa, Mollusca, Bivalvia, Venerida, Veneridae. The record is from RefSeq and is a predicted model, not a curated record. Gene Ontology annotation, molecular function: phosphatidylcholine lysophospholipase A1 activity. Gene Ontology annotation, cellular component: endoplasmic reticulum. Bases 83 to 4189 code for a protein of 1368 amino acids. Gene Ontology annotation, biological process: phosphatidylcholine metabolic process. The transcript has 35 exons.
UUAAAAAGAGGCUUCAUUUUGUACUUUUUUUCUUUUUCACGAUUUACUGCAGAACAGCGUCGACUCAUAUUUGAUUCGUGUUAUGACAGCAGCAGAAUCCUACGGGAUAUGUUCAUCUCCGCCUCACCGGGGUCGGGCAGGAGAAAAAAAAACAUUCCCUCGGUCGUUUGCAGAUGUUAUGACAGGUUUCGUUCCAAGUAUUGUGGUAGCAGUGUCUGUGGCUAUUAUAACUACUCUUGUCAUUGUCGUGUUUGGAUUAUGGAAACUCAAGAAAAGAGCGGCUCAACAGAGCCAGAGUGGUACCCACAAGAAGUAUCGGUUCAGGAAGAGGGACAAGGUACUCUUCUAUGGACGCAAAAUGCUCAGGAAGGUGAGCAGUUUUUCUCGGAAUACAAUCAACGCCGCAGGAUUGGGUCAGGGGAAAGGUAGAGGAGAACUGAAUAAGAAAGAAAUCAUGAUGCUGGCUAAAAAGUUUUCCAAGAUACUGAGACUGAAGAAAGCCCCGUCACAACCUACACUACAAGUUAAGUGUCCACCAAAGUCUUUUUUUGAAGCUGAUGGAGCUGAGAUGGAGGAAGAUCACAGGAUUCCCUCCGAGGUUCUGUAUAUGCUCAGGAGUGUCAGGGUAUUUGGCCACUUUGAGAAACCUCUAUUCUUGGAGCUGUGUAAACAUAUGGAGUCAAAGUUUGUUCCAGCAGGAAGUUACCUGUUCAGGGUAGGAGAUGAAGACAACUGUAUAUAUGUUGUACAGAGUGGCAAGAUCAAUGUCUAUAUCACUGAAGGGGGUUCAGAGUACCUGGUGAAAGAAGUUGAUACAGGUGAUAGUAUACACAGUCUGCUCAGUAUACUAGACUUCAUAACUGGCAAACCCCAACCGUACAAAACAGUAUCAGCUAGAGCUGUUGUUGAUACAACCAUUCUCAAACUACCUGCUUCAGCUUUCCAGUCAUUGUUUGAAAGGUUUCCAGAGUCCUUGGUUAGAGUUGUACAGGUGAUAAUGGUGAGACUACAGAGGGUCACGUUUACAGCCUUACAUAACUACCUGGGUCUCAGCAGUGAACUCAUCAACAGGCACAGUGAAGUGGACUUCAAGUCUCUUUCUAUACAUGCUAUAGCUUCACACACUCCUCUGGGUAAGAGACACAGUAGUUUGGCUGGUGUGUCCAAGUCUGAGAAUGAAAAACAGGAAGCACCUAUAAGAGCACAGGCCCAGAGUGUGAGUAGUGUUACUGAUGAAUCAGACAAUGAUACAAGGAUCACAGAUUUUGAUGCGGCAUGUUUGAGGGCUCGGGUUACUGAGGCUAGUAAGACUGUGUUAAGACAGGUAUCUGAUGAUGGGCCGUCAACGUCACCACAGGGGUCAAGAUUGAGAUUGAAACGUCCAUCAGAGCCACUGGUCAACGAGAGUGGGGAAACAUUUAAAGAUGAUGAUAUACUUGAUAUGGCAAAGGCAGAUCUUGUCAAGAUUCUUAAACUUAAGAAUGAGUCACUGUUGGACGACAGGGUACAUCUACAUACAUACAGAGGAGGGAUGAAUCUGAUGAAACAGGGUGAUCAGGAAGCCUCACUGAUAUUCGUGGUCAGUGGUCAGCUCAAUGUGUUACAGCAUUAUGUAGGGGAAGAAGCAAAGGAGGUGAAGUUGUUUUCUGCCCAGCCUGGAGAUAUUGUUGGAGCACUGGCUGUUUUGACUGGAGAACCUUCAUUCUUUACCAUUAGGUCUAAAUGUGAGACCAGGGUUGUUGUCAUCUCCAAAAAGGACUUCUAUUUGAUAAUGAGAGAACAGCCAUCUGUUGUGCUGAAUACUGCAUCAACAACUCUAAUCCGACUGACACCAUUUGUCCGGCAGAUUGACUUUGCCCUUGAUUGGAUGAUGAUAGAAGCUGGAAGAGCUCUUUUCAGACAAGGAGACCAUUCAGAUUCUAUCUACAUAGUUUUGACGGGUCGACUGAGAACAGUGAUUACAAGUUCUGGUGAUAAGAAAGAAAUGGUAGGGGAGUAUGGCCGAGGAGAACUGGUUGGUAUUGUAGAGGUUCUUACACAGCAGGAGAGAGUGACAACGGGUAUAGCUGUUAGAGACACUGAAUUAGCCAAGUUGCCUUCCGAACUAUUAAAUGUGAUAAAGAGAAAGUUUCCACAGGUUGUAACAAGGUUGAUACAUCUGCUAGGUCAGAGGAUCAUAGGAUCCAUGAGGAGUAAAGAUUCUCUACAGAUAUCUGAAACAAUGCCAGGAGUGGAGACGAGAGGUUCUGUGACCAAUCUAGCUACUGUAGCCAUCUUGCCAGCAUCUAAUGAUGUACCUCUUACGAACUUUACAUUGGAGAUACAACAUGCACUGAAAGUUAUUGGACCUGUGACAAGAUUUACAAGUGACAUUGUGAAGAGAUGGUUAGGUGCAGGAGCAUUUGACAGUGUGAAUGAGUUCCGGUUGUUUAGUUGGUUGGGUCAACAGGAAGACCUGCACCGUGUGAUAUUAUACCAGUGUGAUUAUACAAUGACAAGAUGGACUAAGAUGUGUAUCAGACAGGCAGAUUGUAUACUUAUUGUUGGUAUAGCAGGAAAUGAUCCUAAAGUUGGUGAGUUGGAGCAACAGAUGGAGACAAUAGAUGUUAGAGCACAGAAGGAACUGGUGUUACUGCACCAGGAAGAUGCGGACUACCCUAACGGUACGGUACAAUGGCUAAACGCUCGCGGCUGGUGCUCCUCUCAUCACCAUAUACGCUGUCCAAAGAGAGUCUUCAGUAAAAGAUCUCCAGCUAAAAUGAUGCAGUUGUAUGAAGAGUUACAGAAGACAGGUGCUGAUCGUAUGUCAGAUAUGAGCAGAUUGGCAAGGUUCCUGACUGGUACAUCAGUAGGCCUUGUACUUGGAGGAGGAGGAGCUAGAGGUUUAUCACAUAUAGGUAUCAUACGUGCCUUAAUUGAGGCAAAGAUUCCUAUAGAUAUUGUGGGAGGAACGAGUAUCGGUGCAUUCAUGGGGGCACUGUGGUGUGAGGAGGUGCAACACCCAAGAUUUAUACAACGUGCGAGGGAGUGGUCUAUGAAAAUGACAUCAAUAGCCAACAAGAUACUAGAUCUGACAUAUCCUGUUGCUUCAAUGUUUACAGGAAGUGCUUUUAAUGAAAGUAUAGAGAGUACAUUCAAAGAUCGACAGAUUGAAGAUCUCUGGAUUCCUUUCUUCUGUAUAAGUACUGACCUAAAUAUGUCACAGAUGAGAGUACAUACGCAUGGAAAUUUAUGGCGUUAUGUACGAGCCAGUAUGACUCUAGCUGGGUAUCUUCCACCCCUGUGUGAUCCUAUAGAUGGACAUCUACUGCUUGAUGGAGGAUAUGUCAACAAUCUACCAGCUGAUGUAAUGAGAACUUUUGGUGCCCAGUCUAUAUUUGCUGUAGAUGUUGGUAGUAUAGACAGUACAGAGCUUACAAACUAUGGUGACAAACUGUCAGGCUGGUGGUUACUAUGGAAACGAUGGAAUCCAUGGGCUGAACCUGUCAGGGUUCCGGACAUGCAAGAAAUCCAGUCAAGACUGGCCUAUGUUAGUUGCAUAAGACAACUAGAACUGGUGAAAAACAGUGACUAUUGUGAAUAUAUCCGACCACCUAUAGAUAAAUAUGGUACACUCCAGUUUGGAAGUUUUGAUGAAGUUAUGGAGGUCGGAUACAAUCAUGGGAAGACAAUGCUGUCAGGCUGGGAGAAAGGCGGGCUUAUCAGCAAGUUGUUCCAGGACAAGAAGCGUCUGGGAAGAAAACCUGUAACAUCUAGAUCAUCUGAACCUGAUGUGGCCCAUACACCAAGACUGGCCUACUUUACUGACCUAGCAGAGCUUGUUUCAAAGAUAGAUGAACCCACAAGCUCUGUGUCAUUGUAUGAUGAUGAGGAUGAUGAAAUCUCAGAUUCCUAUGAUGAUGAAGAGGUGAUUGUGUCGGACACUAACCAGCAUGCAUCUGUACCUGAUGAACAUACCAGUCUGCGAAAUGUUCAGUUUCACAUACCUUCUGAUGAAGCUGAUGGUCUUAGUGAUGAAGGUGAUGAUGAGGAUGAUGAUGAUGAUGAUCAGUAUAUCACUGACAGUGAGACUGAGGGAGAUGAUGACCUUAGCUCACUUUCCACAAAGUUCAAGAUGUCACCGUCUACAGAGAAAAGAGCUAGACAGAAAUGUGGAAUGCCGAGAAGAUUGUCAGGUUAUUUGAAGUAACAAAAUACAACAGCUUGACAUAGUGUAGCAUAAAGCAUUGAACACUGUGAUGUUUUACAGUAUUAGAGUAUUAAAUCUGUGCAUACUUACAGUGAUGGAACAUUUCUGAUACUAGACAACUUCUUUAUGAUUCUUUUGCUCUUUUGUUUGAUUUUUUCUGCACCUUUAGAUUGAUAUAAGCAGGGAUUGCCGUAUUAAUGCUAUUUAUGUAUGUAUAUUGUUGCUUAAUACAGUUGAGUUUUGACAUCUCGAACUCGUUUAUGUCAAAAUCUGGAAGACAUUCUCAAGUCCCAAGAACUGUACAAAUCUGAUAGGAAGACAUAAGACCAAUAGUCAGAUCUGCCUUUACCACCAUAUUUACAGAGGUACCACCUGUUUUACUGGACUUAUUGUCUACUAUAUUUGUAAAGAUUUAUUCAUGGUCUCCAUUUCAAAUGAUGAACCAACAAAUACCUAACUUUUCAGAAGGAGCAAAAUUUUUUUUUUUUAGAAUGAUGAAAAAAAAAAAGCUGCAGAAUUUUAUAGAAAUUGUCUUCGAAGUUACUUCUAUUCUUCCAAUUGGUAUGAAAAAUGCCAAUGUUUGAAGAUAGGAUUUGCUUUUUUACAUGUUUUGUUGUUGUUUUUUUUUCAACCAAUCGUGCUUUGACAUGAAAUGAAAUUAUCUUAUCAGGCUUUGCUGAUCGGUUGAGAGAUUUGUAGCUUUUUUCAAAAAAAUUCUCAUUGAAUUCCAAUGUACAUUGAUUAGAAAAUCACAGAGGCCAAAAGGAUAGGUUCUGUAUCAUAAAUGGACACCAUCAUUUUACUGUAAUUGGUCUUAAUACAUAAACUACCUGUGCAGAAUUUGAGUGACCUCAUCACUUUUUUAUUUUUGCUUAUAUUUGUAUGUGUGAAAAUGCCAAUUUGUAACUUAUCAAAAGUGAAUGUUCAAAAUUUCACUGUAUCACUGUUAAGAUGUGUAUAUAUACUGUAUGUUAAGUUUAUUAAUGUCAGUUGUAUUGUGUUGAAUUUGAUGUUUUUAGAAAGCUGAAGAGAAAAAUGGAGAUUUUUUUUUUCUGAUGUUGAUCUUUUUGUUGUAUAAUUUUGUUGUCGUAGAAAUGUAUAGACAUUAUUCAACAGUGCCUAACAAGUUUAAGUUACAGAUCUUAACAAGAGUAUGUUGUUUUCUUUCUGUUAAAUAUCUUUGCUAUUUGAACAAAAUAAAUUAUGCCAGACUAAAACAAAUAGUAAUAACUAACUAUCACAAGUCUAUUUUAUAUAUGUUAUAUUGUAAUACUUAUACAGAACAGCAGAAAUGAAAGGGGCAUUAAAGACAUGUUUUUUCUUAAAGACGUACCUGUGCUGAUCACUUGUUUUUUUUCCAGGUAUGAUUUACUUUUCCUCUAACACUUGUAAAAUGUUUCUGACUGACAUCUAUUGAUUGUAUUUUCAGGUUUUAAGUUUACUCAGGCCAGAAGAUUAGUCAGUUUUAUUGCAUUUCCAAGUUUUUGUUAUUCAUUGUGGUAGUACUUUAUUGUUUUUUUAAAGACAUAAAUUGCUCUACCAUUAAAUUAAUGAAUAUUUAAAAAUAGAUAUAAAUCUUAUUGGAUUGUUGAAACUAAGGAUCUGCUAGAUAGCUCCACUGUCAGUGUUAUUGUUCCUUCUUAUUCAGACAAUAUUUAUUUAUAGGAUUUGUUUUAUUUCUUUGAAGAGACUAGUUGUAAGCUUGUCCUAGAUAUCUCUUUGACUGGAUCAAGAACAAUUAUUGCUUCAUGUUCAGUGCCGUGACGUAUUAUGAUCUGCUGAGAGAGUUUUUAGCUCACCUGAGCAGGAAGUGCUCAAGUUGAGCUAUUGUGACCGGUCAUUGUCAGGCGUGCAUCGUCCGUCAACAUUUGCCUUGUGUACACUCUAGAGGCCACAGUUGUGACCCAAUCUUUAUGAAACUUUGUCAGAAUGUUUGUCUUGAUGAUCUCUAGGUCAAGUUCGAAACUUGGUCAUGUGAGUCAAAAACUAGGUCACUACCGCGUAGGCCAGAUCAAAGGAAAAGCUUGUGAACAUUCUAGAGGCCACAGUUGUGACUCAAUCUUUAUGAAACUUAGUCAGAAUGUUUGUCUUGAUGAUAUCUAGGUCAAAUUCAAAACUAGGUCAUUUGGGGUCAAAAACUAGGUCACUAGGCCAGAUCAAAGGAAAAUCUUGUUAACACUCUAGAGACCACAAUUUAAGUUUGAAACUCAUGAGAAUUGGUCAGAAUGUUUGUCUUGAUGACCUCUAGGUCAAAUUCAAAUUUGGGUCAUGUAGGGUCAAAAACUAGGUCAACCGUACAAAUCAAAGGAAAAGCUUGUGAACACACUAGAGGCCACAGUUGUGACUCAAUCUUUAUGAAACUAAGUCAGAAUGUUUGUCUUGAUGAUUUCUAGGUCAGUUUCGAAACUGGGUCAUGUGGGUUUAAAAACUAAGUCACUAGGCCAGAUCAAAGAAAAAUCUUGUUAACACUCUAGAGUCCACAGUUUAAGUUUGAAACUCGUGAGAAUUGGUCAGAAUGUUUGUCUUGAUGACCUCUAGGUUACUCAGGUGAGCCCCUGAUUGGGUUAAAAUUAUUUUUACUGAUAUAUUUGUUGUGCUGAUAUAUGAACUUUUGAUAGUGGAUAUUAUUUGUUAAUGUUUGUAUUAAGAGGAGAUUGCCUUUCUGCAAAUGAAAUUUAACGUUCCAUUGACUCCAGGGUUAUUUCACUUUAAUUAAUUAGUAACUGCAUUUUCUGUACAUCCGAUGCCAAAUCUUGUUGAGUUAUGCGAAUGGUUUCAUAUACAAGCUGAUAUAUCACAGUUAUAGCCCCUGAAAUGUUUUUUUUUUACAACUCGGAAUAUGUUUAAUAUUCUUAUUUAAUAUUCUUAUUUCUGUGACCAGAUAAGCUGUGACAUUAGUUUUUUUAGUGAUUUGGGUAGUACUUGCACUUUAGCGGACUUUCUAAUGAUAAAAAUAAUUUUAAAAUGUAUUAAAAGAUUUAAAGUUGUGAGGGGUAACUUUAUUUGCAGAAGCUACUUUUAGGAGCUACUGCCCCAGCACCACAACUUUCAUGUGCAUAUUUUAAACUUCCAGGGUUCCAUACCUCUUGUUUUUAUUUCGAUGUAAGUGAGAUGUGGAACCAAAAUUUGUAGUCCUGUUUGGCGCCAUAUAACCUAUACUGUGUUGGUGCGCCGUAAAACCCAAAUAAAUAAAUAAAUAAACUUCCAGGGACUUCUAAAGUGCAUCCUACCUCUGAUUUGGACAGACAUACAUUUGGUGGGGGAAAAUAAUUAAUUGAUUGUUGUCUUGUUUUUCUCUUCAAUUCUGUAAGCAGACUGAUCUGAUGGAAAUCUUCUAAUUUAAAAAAAGUUGUGAUAUAUACAGAAAACAUUUCUUCAUCUGUUUUAUGUGCUUCAAUGAGUCUUUGAAGUGACUGAUUUUUGUGUGUGAGGUGGUGGUGAGGGGGAACUGUUGACUUAAUUUUAAUAUCCUGCCUCUCACUGUUGUGGGUUUACAACCAGAUUGGGAUGAAGAUUUCUUCCAUGCAGUGUUCUCCAUGUACAUGGCUUGUGGAAGGCCUGUGGUUCUAUGCCUUAAAUACUGUCAGGAGGGGUAGAACAAACUGAUUUUCAGCCUUUAAAACUUUGUAAGUAAAAAAAAAUUCUAAUGAAAAUUGUAUUACUGGUAGUAAUUAUGUUGUUAGAUAUUACACAUAUUAGACAUAUAGUGAAACAGCUCAACUGUAGCUGUAAUAUAUGUGAUAAAACUGUCUCAAUUGUGAUAUUAUUUGAUAAGGAAAUGAAGUAGCAAGUCUGUAAUAACCAUUCUAGCUGUGAUCACAUCCUUAAAGUUGAACAGAUUUUCAUUAGAAUGAAUGCCUGUAGGCCUCAACACUCAAUUAUUGUACCAGAGAUAACAUAAAUUUGUUUCAUUUAUUCUUUGAUGAAUCAGGAAUUUCUUCAGGUUUAUUCAUAGAAUUAAUGAAAAUACUUGAAAUUGUGUGUAUUAAUUUAUAUAAUAAAUCGUUAUAUGAGUUUGGGUUCUUUGUAUACAAGUUAUGUAACAAAAUAGUUGUAAAGUGUAUGGCCUGCAGUCUUGAUUUCAUAGAUAUGAGAACUUGAAGUGGUAGUUUAGUGCAUUGAAUUAUUGUGUAAAAAGUGUUUGUGGAAAUUAUUUGGUGCCAUACUGAAAACAUUGAAAGUUACAAACAGGUAUAUAUAAGCUGAUUUAAAUUUGAAAAGUUUGUUUCUUGUUAUCCAUUUGAUGUACAUUUGUAUACCCUCAAAUUUUUUUCUGAGCUGAUUGUAAUUGAUUAUACUAGUAUAUAGAGUAGUUUAGUUUGUUCUAGGCAGGCAAUUUGUUUUCUACUUACUUUAACCUUUACCCUGCUAUAUUUCAAAGAUGGGUAGGUCCAUCAUUCAAUUUGGGCAGUACCACUUAUUAUACAAACUAGGACUGUUCAUUAAAUAUUUACAGACUGAAUAGCAAAUCAGGCUGAUCUUGGUCUGCGCUGGUCGCAAAGGCAAAAUCACUUGCCGCCAGCAGGCUAAAGGUUAUAUAUGAGCAAUCUACUUGUUCAAAUUUACAGGGUAUAAACCUAUAAUCAUAUUUUAACCUAGUUAAACAAACUGUGGUAAUGUAUUUUGUUAUGUCAUAAGAAGUUUUAAGAUACACACUGUCCAAAAUUAUAUUUUAGCUGGUCUGAGCACAUGUGCUAAAGGUGAACUAUUGUGAUCACCCUAUGUCAGUUGUCCAUCAUUGUAUAUUGUCAAGAAUUCUACUAUAAACACUACAGAGGUCACAGUGUGGGUCCAGUCGUAAGGAAACUGGGUCAAAAAGUUUCCAGUAAUAAAACCUCGAAGGCAAUUGAAACUGGGUUAUAAAAUGUCAAAAACUACAUCACUAUGUCAAAUGUUUAAAAAAAACUUGGUAAACACCUCAGAGGCUACUUUUUAAUGGGAUCUUUAUAAUAUUUUGUCAGAAUUUUUGUCACUGAAAUCUAGUACAAGACUGAAAUUGGGUUGUCAAAAGUUAAAACUAGGCCACUAGGCCAAAUCAUAGAAAAGCCUUGUUAACACUUUACGUCACAGUUUCUGCUUGAUCUUCAUAAAAUGAUGUCAGAUUGUUUGCCUUCAUUAAAUCUAGGUCAAGUUCAAAAAAUGAUUACCCGACCUCAAAACUAAGGAACGAAGUCAGAUCGUGGAAAUAUCUUUUUUGCAAAACUGGGAACAGAGGUAAAACAACUAGGUCACAAUGCCAGUUUAUUAAAAUUUCUUGUUUACAUACUAAGGGCCACAUUUUAUAUCUGAUCUGGGCAAAUUUUGUCAGAAUAUUUGUCAUAAUAAAAUUUAGAUGAAGUUUGAAACUGCUAACCAGAGUCAAAAACUAGGUCAAAUUGUUGAAAAAACUUGGUUAGUAUACUAGUACUGUGUGAUUGUCAAUUUAUUAUCAGAGUUUUGUAAUGAAAUCUGGGCCAGACAGGAUACUAGGUUACCUAGGGUAAAAAUUAGGUCAGAUGAGCGAUAGAGGCAAGUCCUUCUUGACCAUCUUAUUGUAGCUAAGCCUGGACAAGAUAUUGUAGGGUGAAUUUUGUUCCAUAGCAAUGUAAACCUUGAUGUAUGUUUGAAGUAUCUUUAAGUUUGUUUCUUCAUAGUGAUAUUUUGUGUUUUGUAAAUGAUGUUUUCUUAAAGAGUGUGUUACUGUUUUCUUAGUAGAAACUCAGCACCAUGGUGAAUGAUACUACUGUUACCUUCUUCUGCGAAGGUUUUUGUAUACAGUAAAGUGGAGGGAUGUGCUUAUAUUUAAGAAAUAAUUUAUAGCAAAAGAGUGCUUUAACACUAUUUAUGCAAGAUGGGUGGUUAUACGUCGGGCGUAAUAAGUCCACGAGGGUGCAGCCCGAGUGAAAUUAUUUGUACGACGUAUGACUGCCCGAUUGUAUAAAUAGUGUUAAAACACGGUUUUGCUAUAAAUUAUUUCGAUUCUAAUAUGCCCUUUAUCUAAAACAAUAGAUAAAAUAUAGUAGCGCUCUUUCUUGGUCGCAUCAAAACCUUUGACGUUAACAUGACGUCAUUCUACCAUAAGCGUGUUUUAACAGAGACAAACAUAUUAGAAUUGUAAUUACAGAUUAAGUUAACACAAAGUUCUUGAUUGAAAAAGAGAAAAGAGUCAUGAUACUUGUAACGUUUUACAUUAAAAAAAAAUUCCAGAAAGUUUAUCUUAAAAAAAUAAUUUCAUUGUAACUACUCGUAUGGGUAAUGUGUCAGUAGGGCUUUCAUUGUCCAAGUUUUGUUUAUAUAAUGUUACUAAAUGUGAUUGAAGUCUGCUUCAUUUAUUUUUGUUGAUAUUGCAUUAUUUAUAUUGAUAUUAUCAUUUUGUAAAAUAUGAUUUGAGAAAAAUAAAUCAUUGAAGCAACA